This is a messenger RNA of Capsicum annuum, 1034 nucleotides long. RefSeq names its product ubiquitin-conjugating enzyme E2-17 kDa. The transcript is spliced from 5 exons. Gene Ontology annotation, biological process: protein polyubiquitination. Bases 376 to 822 code for a protein of 148 amino acids. Gene Ontology annotation, molecular function: ubiquitin conjugating enzyme activity. The record is from RefSeq and is a predicted model, not a curated record. NCBI's taxonomy places the organism in Eukaryota, Viridiplantae, Streptophyta, Magnoliopsida, Solanales, Solanaceae. Gene Ontology annotation, cellular component: nucleus.
AAUCUAACACCUAAAAAAACAGUACAGUAUUAUUUUAGUAUCAAAUGAGCCAAUACAUUGAAGUUGUUUUUUAAAUUUUAUUUUCAUAAUAAUCAAAUGAAGCCUGUAAAUUGAAAUUAUUUUUAAAAUUUUAUUUUUUCACUUUUUAAAAAAUAAUUUAAAAUAUAAUAAAACGCCUACUUAUAACACUCCAAUUUCUCAAUUGCUACUUCUCUUCCAUUUCUUCUAUUGGCUCAAAAAUAUCUUCUUCAUCCCACCUCUGCAAAUCUCCAGUCUCCUUCAAUUAUUUCAACUCAAACAAAUCCACUUCUGUCUGUCACCGGUUUUUACUAUUAAACUUUCAGGGUUUGGAGUUGAAGGUACGGGGACUAAUUGAUGGCGUCGAAGAGGAUAUUGAAGGAGCUCAAGGAUCUGCAAAAGGAUCCUCCCACAUCAUGCAGUGCUGGUCCAGUGGCAGAGGAUAUGUUCCAUUGGCAAGCAACAAUCAUGGGGCCGACAGAUAGCCCUUAUGCUGGAGGUGUAUUUUUGGUUUCAAUUCAUUUCCCUCCGGAUUAUCCUUUCAAGCCUCCAAAGGUUGCUUUUAGAACUAAGGUUUUCCAUCCUAACAUCAAUAGCAAUGGAAGUAUUUGCCUUGAUAUUCUCAAGGAGCAGUGGAGUCCAGCAUUAACCAUAUCGAAGGUCCUGCUGUCCAUCUGCUCUCUGUUGACGGACCCAAACCCCGAUGAUCCGCUCGUACCAGAAAUUGCUCACAUGUACAAGACUGACAGGGCCAAAUACGAGACCACUGCUCGUAGCUGGACUCAGAAAUAUGCUAUGGGAUAAUGGACAAAAUCGUCUCCAGGCAUGUCUGGGACUUUUGCAACAACAAUGUCUUAUUGUGCUUGGGGUGAAUCAAUAAAUUUCGCGAAUGAACUUAGUUUACUUCUUAAUCUCCCUUAAUGUGGGUUGUCAAGGAACGGGUCUUUUCAAUUUGUGAAUAUCUAUUCGAUGACUAGAAAGGGAGUAACUGCAAUGUAAUUUUACUUUGUUUGCCA